This is a messenger RNA of Sesamum indicum (sesame), 2158 nucleotides long. The record is from RefSeq and is a predicted model, not a curated record. NCBI's taxonomy places the organism in Eukaryota, Viridiplantae, Streptophyta, Magnoliopsida, Lamiales, Pedaliaceae.
UACGGAACACUGUCGUUUCACCUCACCCCCCACAAACCCGGAAAAAUGAAAAGGAAAAUAGUCAACUUCCAGGUCGCCAUUAUACUCUCCUGAUGUUCUCUCCGGAAGCAGUAGGGCAGCUGUUUCAAUCGGAGAGAACCCAAGAUUCUACAUGCUACACGUACAUACACCCGGCUAUAUAGAGAGAGAAAGUAGAGAGAGAGAGAGAGAGAGAGGGACGAAGGGCGUCAGUCAUGGUGUCUUACGUGAGCGCGUUGCUCUAUGGAGUUGGCGGAAUUGUGAUGGCGGGUAUGGCAUUGCUGGUUACUUUUCAGGAGAAGCUCGUGUACGUGCCUGUCUUGCCUGGACUCUCUAGAUCCUACCCUAUAAACCCUGCCCGCUUUCGCCUCCUAUACGAGGACGUCUGGCUUACAUCCUCCGAUGACGUCCGCCUCCACUCCUGGUUCAUCAAGCCCUUCCCCGAUUUUAGAGGUCCAACUGUUCUCUUUUUCCAGGAAAAUGCAGGAAACAUCGCUCAUCGCAUUGAAAUGGUUUUUUAUAUGUUACAGAGUCUGCAAUGCAAUGUUUUCAUGCUUUCUUAUAGAGGUUAUGGAGCUAGUGCAGGAUUUCCUUCGCAACAUGGUAUUACAUUGGAUGCUCAGGCUGCAUUGGAUCAUCUGGUUCAGAGGACAGACAUUGACACUUCCAGAAUUGUAGUCUUUGGAAGGUCGCUUGGGGGAGCUGUUGGUGCUAUGAUUACCAGAAACAACCCGGACAAGGUGGCUGCAUUAAUAUUGGAAAACACUUUCACAUCCAUCCUGGACAUGGCUGGAGUUGUAUUCCCAUUUCUGAAGUGGUUUAUCGGAAGUAGCUCAAAGGGUCUCAGAGUCCUCAAUCUUCUAGUUCGUUCUCCAUGGAGCACCAUCGAUGUCAUUGGUGAGAUCAAACAACCAAUCCUUUUCCUCUCUGGACUACAAGAUGAGGUUGUUCCCCCAUCGCACAUGGAAAUGUUAUAUGUUAAAGCAGCUGCACACAAUCAGCAGUGCUUAUUUGUAGAAUUCCCUACGGGACAUAAGACCAGUGACAACGGAGACGAAGACUCUUUCUGGUCAUCCCACUAGUGAAUAUAGGCCAGGACAGACUCACUCCUUCACGGAGGUGAUAGUUAUCGAAGGGAUAGUGACUAUCGACGGGAGAAUUCUCGAAUAAGGAGAGGAGGCUUGAAGUAACCUUUCAAAAAGAGAUCCAGAUAGGGGAAAUCACACGGCUGGAGUUCCUCAAAGCCGAGGUUCGGUAAGCAUAUGGAUACAUGGUUGGCUGAUAGUGAUCGCUAUUGGAGAGCAAUUCAGGAGUUCUUGGAAAAAACUGUUCCAGAUAAGAAGGAUAGCGGCCCUUCUAGAGUUGAUUCCGAGCCGAGGUGAUCUGCUGGGAUCUGGAAUUUAAGACUUAAUGUUUCAGCAUCCUUGGAAUUCAGCAGCUGUUGCUGUGCUGAAAAGGUUUUUGUGAUUGUCAGCAACUGCCAUGCUUGAGAUUUUCUUCUGGGCCGUAUUCUGGUUCAAAUUUCAGAAGAUGAUUUUCGGUAUAUAUAUAUAUAUAUAUCGGAUGAUAGCAACAUACGACAUACGACACCAUAUCCCAGCAGACUGAUUGUAUUGUAUGAAUCGAAAAUUGGAGGAAGAAUCUCAUGUUUACGCUGGGAAUUGGAAUCAACAACUUGCAUCACUCCUCCUUUCUUUAUUCAGGACCUAAGAUACUACAUCGGAAUAUAAUACGAGCAAGAACCCACCGUGAUUUUAAUAGUUGUAGUUCAAGUCAGGGUAUUCAGUUACGUCAUCCCUUUUGAUUGUUUGAGGCGGGUCUUGAAAGCAUUUAGUUAGCAACCAAUUAUACACAGACCACAAAUGCAGAGAUGGUGAUGGAGAAUGCAAUAGGGUUGCGUUCUUGCCAUUUUUUCAGUGUGUUAUUUCUUGAUUGUUUAGUAUUGACUCUCUUGUUUAACAUUUUGAUCUUCCAAUUCUUCUGUAGUUCCAGGGGACGAAUUCCAACAAAAUGUGGAAACAUAGAAAGAGGAAAAUGUGAAUGUGAUAUAGGAGCAAACUAAACUCAUUCAAAUAAACAUAUCGAGAUGGUUUUAGGUCCAACACCUACUAUACUAUCAACAUAUCUUCAGUUAACACUA